AUGAGGAUUACGAUAGUGUUAGUAGUGUGGCUUCUUUUCUUGCUUACCACCACUGCUCAUGUACGGUGUGAUGAUGGUGAUCAACAAGGCAGUCAGUGCAUAGAGAAGGAGAAAGAGGCUCUCCUCAGCUUUAAGAGAGUUGCUGAUCCAGGUAACCUUCUCUCUAGGGCAACUAAUAGUUCCAACCAAAACUGUUGUAACUGGGAAGAAAUCACUUGUGAUAACCAAACCAAUCAUGUCGUUGCUAUUAAUUAUCAUGGUCUUGGUGGUGAGAUUGGUUGCUCCUUGGUUGAGUUGCACUACUUGAAUUACUUGAGUCUAUCUUACAAUAACUUUACUCGAAUUCCCAAGUGUAUUGGUUCUUUCAAACUUCUCACGGAUCUUGACCUUUCAGGUAAUCCAAUUAGUGGUGUUAUUCCCUCUGAGCUUGGAAAUCUGACCAAAUUGCAGUAUCUUCAACUUUCUUAUAAUGAUAGUAUAUAUGUUGAUAGUCUUGAGUGGCUCUCUCGUCUCACUUCUUUGAAGACCUUUGCAUUGCAUGAGGCCAAUUUUACUAAAGCAGGGCUUCAAUCAUUUAGAGUGCCACCUUUCUUAUCAGACUUGGACCUAUCACAUUGUCUACUUCCCAAAGUAGAUCUUUCAUCUCUUUCCCCUUCGAAUUAUUCGUCUAAUUUUCUAAAAACUCUCACACUUUCUUCUAAUUCAAUACAUCCCACUGCAAUUACUUGGUUUUUAAACUCAAGUAAUAAUCUUUUUGAACUUACUAUAUCAAAUAACAUCAUAGAUGGUUUAUUUCCAGAUUCCAUUAGAGGAAAAAAAUCUUUGUCAGGAGUUGAUUUGUCUAGAAACACAGCUGAACUUGAAAAUGGAGUACUAAAGUCCUUGGGGAAUCUUUCCAACAUGCAGAUCUUAGAUUUAUCUGAAAACAACCUUAGUGGUACCUUCUUACAUAAUGUUUUAGAAAAUCUAGCAGGUUCUGCCAAGAAUUCAUUAGACACUUUAUGGUUAAAUGACAACCAACUUAGUGGGUCAAUUCUUGAGGAUGCUGAAAACACAUUCCCAUCUCUGAAAGAGCUAUUUCUUCAUAAUAAUCGGUUGGAAGGUACUUUUCCUAGCCACUUGAGUCGAUUUCCAAGUCUUGAAACAUUGCGUUUGUAUAACAACCAACUCACAGGACCAUUACCUGAUCUUUCAACAAUGCCAAACUUGACAGAAUUUGAUGCAGCUAACAAUAGGUUUAAUGGUACUUCAACUGAGAGUAUUAUUGGUGGACUAUCUCAUCUUGAGUUUUUAGAUGUCUCUUCAAACUCUCUUGUUGGGGUUAUCUCGGAAGUGAACCUAAUUAAGUAUCCCAAAUUGGUGAGUCUAUCUUUUUCUUAUAACUCAGCUUUGAAAUUGAAAUUCAACUCCAAUUGGGUUCCUAUUCAGUUGCAAACCAUAGAACUCGCAUCUUGCAAGUUAGGUCCACAAUUUCCUAGUUGGCUACAAACUCAAUCACAACUCUCCUAUCUUGACAUUUCAGAUAGUGAUAUUUCUAGUGUUGUUCCCAAUUGGUUCAGUAAUAUAUCAUCCGAGUUGUCGUACUUAAAUAUGUCUUUCAAUCUUCUUUAUAGUACCUUGCCACAUUUUCCAUUGUUCCCAAUGGGUACAGAAGUUGAUUUGAGUUUCAAUCAAUUCCAUGGUUCUAUUCCAUCUUCUCUCUCCAAUGCAUCCUAUUUAUUUCUCUCCCAUAAUAAUUUCACUAGUUGCAGCUUCUUUCUAUGUGAAGCAAAAGAUGCGGCAACAGUAAUUCUUGGCAUGUCCAAUAAUCAAUUAUUCGGAAGCCUUCCUGAUUGUUGGGGGAAUUUCAGCAGUAGUCUAGGUUUUCUGAAGUUAGAUUACAAUGACUUCUCAAGAGAGAUCCCAAGUUCCAUUGGAAGUUUGACAAAUAUUGUAUCUCUACAAAUGGGGAACAAUAACUUUUCAGGAGCUUUGCCUUCAACAUUGGAGAACUGUACUGAUCUGCAAGCUUUGGAUUUUGGAUGGAAUAGUUUGGAAGGAACAAUACCGUCAUGGAUUGGUGAAAGAUUUACAUCAUUAGUUUUUCUUAAUCUGAAAUCAAAUAAAUUUGUUGGAAACAUACCAUUGAAUCUCUGUCAUCUUUCUUAUAUCCAAAUAUUGGAUCUCUCCUCAAAUGGUUUAAGUGGUGUUAUUCCUUCAUGCCUUGCCAAUUUCACAUCAAUGCUCCACUCAGAUUAUACAUAUACAGAGAUUUCGGUAAAGGGACCUGCUUUACUUGGAGACCCAAGUCUUUCAUCACACAUUAUUUGGAAAGGAGUAGAAUAUGAAUAUCAAAGUAUUCUUGGUUUGUUAAGACUUAUUGAUCUAUCGAGUAAUAAAUUGACUGGAGAGAUUCCAGCUGAACUGACGCGUCUUGUGGAGUUGACUCAGUUAAACCUAUCACGAAACGAGUUGAGUGGACACAUUCCUGAAAAGAUUGGGAACUUGGGAAAGUUAGAAUCUUUGGACUUGUCUCAUAACAAGCUUUCCGGUAAAAUUCCCAAAAGCUUGGCGGAAUUAUCUCUUCUGGAUUAUUUGGAUUUGUCAAACAACCAGUUGUCAGGAAAAAUCCCUACAAGCACUCAACUACAAAGUUUCAAUGCUUUUGCAUAUACCAUGAACCAUGGACUCUAUGGGCCUCCUCUAACCGAUUGGCAUGAAAGUGGAACUUCACCAGAUGGUUUUUUGGCUUCAACUCAUGAUCAAGAAGAUGAAACAUGGUUUAACUUGUCGUGGUUUUACAAAGGGAUUGGAGUUGGAUUCACCAUUGGAUUUUGUGGAGUUUGUAUCAAUUUUGUGAUAAUAAACUAUUAUUGGAGAAAUUCUUACUUUAUGUUCAUGCAUAGCGUAAGAAAUAUUCUAUCAAAUGGACUGUUGAGGAGAAAGCUAGCUUGGAUGGACAGACUUGGUGCUAUACCUUCUUGCUUUGCAAAUUUCACAUCAAUGGUCCAGAACACUGGCCAUACAAGCCCCAACAUUUUGAUAACAUAUGGACCUAACUACAUGGGAGAGUAUCAAAGUCUUGCAUCACGGGUUAUUUGGAAAGGAAUAGAGUAUGAAUAUAAGAGUAUUCUUGGUUUGCUAAGACUGAUUGAUCUAUCGAGUAAUGAAUUGGCUGGAGAGAUACCUGUUGACAUGACUCGUCUUUUGGAAUUGACUCAGUUAAACCUAUCACAAAACGAGUUGAGUGGAAACAUUCCUAAAGAGAUUGGGAGCUUGACUAAGUUAGAGUCUUUGGAUUUGUCCCAUAACAAGCUUUCUGGUGCAAUUCCCAUCAGCUUGGCACAAGUGUCUCUUCUGAAUCAUUUGGAUUUGUCAAACAAUCGAUUGUCUGGAAAAAUUCCCACAAGCACUCAACUACAAAGUUUCCAUGCUUCUACAUAUACCAUGAACCAUGGACUCUGCGGACCUCCUCUGACAAGUUCAUGUCAUGAAGAUGGAACUUUGGCCUCAGCUCAUGAUAAAGAAGAUGAAACGUGGUUUGAGUUGUCAUGGUUUUAUAAAGGAAUUAGAGUUGGAUUCACUAUAGGAUUUUAUGGAGUUUGUGUCAAGUUAGUGAUGAUAAAGCAUUUCAUGCAUAGCCUAAGAAAUAUGCUAUCAAAGGCAUUGUGCUGA
Molecule: messenger RNA, 3654 nt
Organism: Humulus lupulus (European hop)
Lineage: Eukaryota; Viridiplantae; Streptophyta; Magnoliopsida; Rosales; Cannabaceae
Product: receptor-like protein EIX2
Exons: 3
Coding region: 1-3654 (1217 amino acids)
Molecular function (GO): protein binding
Source: RefSeq, a predicted model, not a curated record